AGCCAGGCCGGUGGUUUCUCCUCCUCCACUGCUCCAUAGAAGAUAGUGGUUGAUGCUGAUGCUGCUAACUGGCACGCGCUCGGCCUCAUCACAUAAGCCCAUCAUGCUCGGUCAAAAAGACCAAAACCUCGAGGUCACUGGAGGCGAAUCACGGCGAUCCCAGUGAGCCCUAGCAGAGAUGUGUCCUGCUUUUCAUGAGACCAGGAAGCAAAGGCCCGACUGGACCUUGACAGGCCCGAAACAAGGUGAAGAUGGCGAAGCGUGAUUACUUGGUGGAAGCAGCUAAGCAGAUUCGCAUGGCUCUGGACAGCGAGGUCAACGAGGACUAUGAGGCAGCUUUCGCUUAUUAUAAGAAUGGGGUGGAUUUACUGCUAAAUGGGGUCCAAUUGGACCCAAACAAGGAGCGUCGAGAGGCUGUGAAGAGGAAGACGACUCAGUAUUUGAAGAGAGCUGAGGAAAUCUUCAUAACGCACCUACAGGACAACCUCGGGAAAGGCAACUCUCAUUUAGGGGGCUACAGCAGUCUGAGAUUCCGACCUGUAAGACACUUAAGCUCUCCUGUGGAAGAUUUAGAGAUGUGUAAGGUGGUCGGCGUCAAUGAUAAGGUCCUAGUUGUCCAAAGCUUGGUUAAUAAAGAGACAUUUGUUGUAAAGAGUUUGAUGAAGUCCAGCUGGGAAAGCCGAGAGCAGCCGACCAUCAUCCCUCAAGGAGUGCCGUACAUGGUGAAGCUGCUGAGAUAUUACGUCAGCGAGGACACAGUUUACCUCCAUCUUGAGCACGUUAAAGGUGGGAGGCUCUUCUCCAAACUUCACAAGCUGAGAAAAGAGAGAGCCAAGGAACACCCAGAAUGCCUCACAUCCAGCCAGCAUCACAAAAUGAGGAGCAGCUACACCUCAUCUGCAAUCUGCACAGACUACCAGAGCAGCAUCAGCAUGCAAAGCGGUCCUCAGAAACUGAUUGACGACAGCCCGGAUGGGGACGACCCUUGGGAGGAGACCCAACGUCGUCUGGACAGCUGCGGGACUCACUCCUACAUCGAGGAGACGGGUUGCCUGCAGAACUCCCGCUCGGCCGCAUCGUUCUAUAGCAAGCUCGACCGAGCGACUUUACUUUCUGGACCCGCCAGAUCGCAGGUCAGCGCUAGUAUCCAUCCACCAGCUCCUACUUUGUGUUUGCACUCCGCUCAAGCUCAGGACAAGCCCGCUCUUCCUCUGUCUUGCGCUCGUGUCAGUCAAGCUCUGGACGUUAUGUCGGAACUGAAUAACAGCAAAGCUGGAACUGGGCUCAUAGAGUGCAGUUCUGACUUUGAAGUGGCUUGGAAGGCUGCAGAUCCAGCACUGAGAGGAGACCAAAUCAACCCCUAUGCAGCCACUGACUUGAACCUGAAAAAGCAAACCUCAUGUAUAAAAAUAGAUUCUCCAAACACUAAAAGUCAUAUUUUAAGUUCCUCUCCGGCCAUUUUACAUCUUCCUCUUCAUUGCCAAACACAAAUUCACGGAAGAGCAUGUUGGGACGGCCCGGGCUUUCAUCAGAGUUCCAUUUUAAGUGCGACUGACGAGGUUACAAAUGUAGAUGUGAAGCAAGCCGGCAGUCCUAAAUUAGAAGAACAAAAUGGAGUGGUGGUCCUCAGGAGCACAGACCGAGCCGUGUUCUCAGACCAUAGGGAAGCACGGACCGACACGGGAAGCUCCUGGCCUUUCUCAGCGAGGGAAACAAGUUCAGUUGAUGUGAGAGACGGUGUGGAAGAAGCCCGAGAGCUCCUAAGUCCAGGAAAUGUGGUCUCGCCCACAGAGGGAUCCUUUUCUAGCUGGUACUCGCCUCGCCUGCUCGGAGCCCAAACGAGGACCGAGGGCUCACCAGUGAGGACAGAGGGGCAAGGAGAUGACCAGAUCAUUGAGGUGGAUGGAUGGUGUCACAUACCUCAUUUACCGCUUAAAUCCUCAGAUAAAUCCAGCCGUCAGACGUGCUGGGGGCUCCCCGAAUCCGAUGUGCGGGUGUGGGCGGCCCAAAUCCUGCUGGCCCUGGAAAGCCUUCAUCAGCAGGGCAUCAUUUGUCGGGAUCUCAACCCUAGAAAUGUUCUACUGACCAGCAAUGGAAAGGCGUGCUUGACUUUUUUUGGACAAUGGAGUGAGGUUCAGUCGGAAAUUGACUGCGAUGCCAUGGAACAGAUGUACUGUGCACCAGAAAUUGGCGGCGUGUCCCGAGUCACAGAAGCUUGUGAUUGGUGGAGUCUAGGGGCUCUCCUGUUUGAACUUCUCACAGGAAUGCCAGUAUGGCAGCUCCACCCGACAGGAAUCAACUCCCACACUCAGCUGCUAAUCCCUGACCACCUGAGCACCACAGCAGCAUCCCUGCUCACUGAGUUACUUCAGUUUGAUGCUGGCUAUCGUUUGGGGUGUGGCGGUGGAGGAGUGAGCGACAUCAAGUGUCACCCCUUCUUCAGCAGCGUCUCCUGGAAGGCUCUGAGCUGCUAACUGUGCAGACACCUUUGCACAGG
This is a messenger RNA of Syngnathus acus (greater pipefish), 2497 nucleotides long. It is a transcript of the gene rps6kl1, whose product is annotated as ribosomal protein S6 kinase-like 1. The record is from RefSeq and is a predicted model, not a curated record. The transcript has 12 exons. Bases 252 to 2474 code for a protein of 740 amino acids. Gene Ontology annotation, biological process: protein phosphorylation. NCBI's taxonomy places the organism in Eukaryota, Metazoa, Chordata, Actinopteri, Syngnathiformes, Syngnathidae. Gene Ontology annotation, molecular function: ATP binding; protein kinase activity.